GUGAUUAGAGAACCUGAGAAAUUAUCUCUAUCAACCAAACUAAUGUUGUAGGCAAACUUGUGGGGUAUUCAUCUUGUAUUCAGUUCCGAGAUGAUGUGAAGGUUCUAUGUGAUAUGUCUUCAUGAGCCAAACUUUGUCACUACACUUUCAACAAGAAGUACAGUUACGUUUUCUUUGUCCUGGUGAUUUAGGAGAAGUCAAGAGACUAUGUGCUGAAUGGUUUCCGAUUGAUUACCCAGAUUCCUGGUAUGAUGACAUCACUUCCAGUUCCAGAUUUUUUUCUCUGGCAGCAACCUAUCAUUCCCGAAUUAUUGGUCUCAUAGUAGCAGAAAUCAAACCAAAAGUCAAACUGAAUAAAGAGGACUCAGAUAUUUUAGCAACAUGUUUUCCACCAACUGUCCAGGUGGCUUAUAUUUUAAGUCUAGGCGUUGUAGAAGAAUUUCGUAGAAAUGGGAUAGCCUCUCUGUUGUUAGAUAGUUUGUUAUCCCAUCUUACAACUAAAGAAUUCUACAACUGUAAAGCUGUAUAUUUACAUGUCCUAGAGUCCAAUGGUGAUGCUUUAAGAUUUUAUGAACGACGAAAUUUUAGACCUCAUAGUUUCCUUCCAUAUUAUUAUUUUAUACAAGGCAAAUCUCGUCAUGGAUAUUCCUAUGUUUUAUACACCAAUGGAGGCCAACCACCGUGGUCUUUUACAUAUCCUUUUAAUAAAGUUAUUGUUUUUAUUUUACAUAAUUAUCAUUAUGCUUGUGUCAAUAUCUCCAAUUUUAUCUUAAAAUCCUUAACCAAUCUUACUGACUAUAUAUCACAUUGUGGUUCAGUUUUAGCCAAAUUACAACCAUGUGCAUUUCCACGUCAAGUUUACCAGGCGUUGAGAAGUUUAAUGCAGAAGUUUGUGGUAGUAUCAAAACCAGCAACUCAGGAACAACAUAGCAGAUAA
Molecule: messenger RNA, 937 nt
Organism: Lottia gigantea (owl limpet)
Lineage: Eukaryota; Metazoa; Mollusca; Gastropoda; Lottiidae
Exons: 5
Coding region: 122-937 (271 amino acids)
Biological process (GO): N-terminal peptidyl-methionine acetylation
Cellular component (GO): Golgi membrane
Molecular function (GO): protein-N-terminal amino-acid acetyltransferase activity; histone acetyltransferase activity
Source: RefSeq, a predicted model, not a curated record